AUGAUGAUGCAUCAUGAUUAAUUAAUGAAAGAUCAUAUGGAAUUUAUAUACUAAAUUAUUAAGUUUAUUUUUAAGUUCUAAAAUUACCUCAAGCAUAGAAUAUUUAUUUUUAAAAUGUAUUUCUAUAUGCUAUUUCUUGAGAUUGUGUAUGGUUCUUCGCUAUACUUAAGAUCAAACGGAAGUGUAGAAACCCAAAUCUUUAAAGGAUGCACUUACUCUGGUUCAAGUUCUAAUUAUGUUUUAUUUCAAUGCAUUUAGCAUAAUGUAUUUGUUCCAUAAGUAGAACUUACUCAAAAUUAGGUAAUAUAAUAUUUUACAAAAAAGAUAGGUAUAUAUACUUUUGAAAGAAUUGGAGAAACUUAGUUUAGCAAUUACUUAAUUUGUGACCUCAUCACUGCUGAUGGAUAGUAGGUAUUAGAAAUAAGAAGAAUUUUAUCUCCUGAACACUUCGAUUUUGUUAAGCAAGUGCAUAAUCUUAUGUUUUAUGAACUCACCUAAGUAGACUCGACGAAUAUGACGAUUUCUCUAUUAAAAAAAUUAGAGGAUAAAUAUCUGAUAGAAAUACAUCAAAUAUUCCCUGGAAAUGUAAAUUAUUUAAGCAGCAUUCAAUAUCAAUUUAAUUCAGACGAUAAUUGCACGAUUUUAGGAUUCUCACAAUAUUACAAUAAAAUUAGAAAUUCUGUAUUGCUAAUCAUUUUGAAGUCGAAUAAGUUCUAGUUAAUUGAAUACUCUUUAUUUGAUUUGUAAUUUAGAGAUGUUUCUACAUAUAAUUUAUCUGAAAAUAAUAUACCAUUGAAAUGGAAAAUCUAUAGAUCAGGUUAUAUCAUUAUUACUUAUCAGCAAUUCUAAGUACUUUAUGGCAUAGGAGACAUUUUAUAUGAAAUUUAAGAAAUAUAUAGAUUUGAUUCCCAACCACUUUAAAUGCUCAAAGAUUUUAAUGGAAUAGAUUCUAAUUAUAUAUUGUAACAAAAUAACAAUGAAAUAAAAUUAUUCAUUAUUGAAGAAAUUCAGAACUUAUACUAAUAAAAAGUAGUUUCAUAGAUUUAGUAGUUUAAUGCUUCAUAUUCAAAUAUUGCAUUUCAUAAUGAUAAAAAUCAAUUAUUAUUAAUCUAUGAUAAUUUUGAAAUUAAAUAAUUUAAUAUUGAUUAUAUUAAGAUGAAUAUGUAUUAACCCUAUUUAUUUAAUAUAGAAGAAUUACCUUAAAUAAAUUUAUAAUCUAUUCAUUAUUAAUAGAAAUUUAAUUCAAAUUUCUAUUCUUAAUUAAAAUUAGAUAAAUAAUAUUAAGAUUCUUUAAUGCCUUGUAAUAUAAUAUAUGAAUCUUUGAAUAUUUCUUUAGUACCUUAUAAAUCUGAAUGUAUAUUUGAAACCUUGUAUAAUCAUUUUGUAAAUGGUUGCAACACAUUUAAUAGUUGUUAUUCAUGUAUGAAAUAAACUGGAUGCGAAUGGAUUAAUCAAUAAUGUUAAUCUGUAUAGAAUUAUGAGAGUUUGAGUUUGAAUUAAAUUCAGGAGAGUUCUAAAUGGUAUGUUAAUAAGAUAAUCAAGUGUGGUUAUGAAAUUGAGUUUAAUUAGACAUACUAAGGAAAUAUUUCUUAAGGAACAGUAUUUACAUUAUUUUAUGAUGCUACCAUUUUAUAAGAAUUUGAUAUGCUCUUUAGUUUAUUAAUAGAGAAUUAAAGAAAUAAGAAUUUCAUUCAACAAUAUAUAUGUUUAGGGUAUGAUUUUGAAUAAUUGUGUCAUUAAAUAAUAAUUAAUGAUUUUAAAUCAAAUUUAAUAUUUAAAAGUAUAUACUUUAGAGUAACUUUGGAAUUUUUAGAAGAUAUCAUAGUGAAUGAUCUCACGAUUACAUUUAAAUAAUAAGAUCCAUAAUAAGAGUUUAAUUAUUGGCAAUUAUGGAAAUUAAUAAGUGGGUUAAUUUUAGUCUUUAUUCUUUUCGCAAUAAUCAUCUAUAUAGCUAAUAAGAGGAUGAAUUAUUUAAUAUCUUUAACACUUCCAAAUGUAUAACAAAGUUUGGAUAAGGACAGUCUAUUCAAAACAAUGGAGAAUAUGAUAAAAGAAAAGGUGCUAACAAAGCAAAACUUUUCAAAUUAGAUUUUGAGAUUUGAUGAUGAUAAAUGCCCUUUUUGUAUUGAAAAAUAUGAAAUGAAAUAGGAAACAGUAUAGAUAUUCUGUGGCCAUACUUUUCAUUUAUUAUGUUUUGAAGAUUGGAUUAGAAUAAACACAAAAUUAAUAAGAUGCCCAAUAUGCAAUUAAACGUAAUAUAUUAUAAUAUAUUUUAGAAUUGAAUAUUUUUUAAAGAACAAAGAAUAAUUUAAAAAAUCAAUCAAUAUUUGA
Molecule: messenger RNA, 2331 nt
Organism: Paramecium sonneborni
Lineage: Eukaryota; Ciliophora; Oligohymenophorea; Peniculida; Parameciidae
Source: the annotation of a GenBank genome assembly